Molecule: messenger RNA, 4085 nt
Organism: Xiphias gladius (swordfish)
Lineage: Eukaryota; Metazoa; Chordata; Actinopteri; Istiophoriformes; Xiphiidae
Product: RING finger protein 145-like
Exons: 12
Coding region: 247-2541 (764 amino acids)
Cellular component (GO): endomembrane system; endoplasmic reticulum
Molecular function (GO): zinc ion binding; ubiquitin protein ligase activity
Source: RefSeq, a predicted model, not a curated record
UCGGCACUUGGGAUAAUGGCUGCUAGGUGAGAUGAGCGGGUGGGCCGCAUCCUUUGAGUGUGAGGCGCUUCCAUCGAAAGGACCGUUAACUCGGGCGGUGCCGAGUUAAAAUGGUCGAUAUCCGACCCGAAAAACAUCCCGAAACCGUUGUACAUAUUUCGAACAUCGUCCUUCGAAUUGCACCUACUGUUAACAUACAGUCUUAGUGGCCAGUUCUGCCUGCCCAUCAGAGGUUAAGCUGAGGCCAUGGCAGUGAAGGACCGUGUUGAGGCGGUGCUCAAUGUGGGUCUUCGAGUUCCCAGCAUCAUGCUCCUGGAUGUCCUCUACCGGUGGGAUGUCAGCUCCUUCUUCCAGAAGAUCCAGCGUUCCAGCCUCUCCAACAAUCCCCUAUUCCAGUACAAAUACCUGGCACUUUACCUGCACUACGUAGGUUACAUCCUGAGCCUGGUGCUCCUGACUCUGCCUCGUCAGCACCUGGUUAAACUCUAUCUGUAUGUCCUUACGGCCCUGCUGCUGUUUGCUGGUCACCAAGUCUCAAGGGAUUAUGUUCGCAGUGAACUGGAGUCUGGCUAUGAAGGACCUGUCUACCUGGAACCUCUCUCCAUGAACAGAUUCACCACUGCACUCAUAGGUCAGCUGGUGGUGUGUACACUCUGUUCCUGCGUGAUGCAGACCAAGAGGAUUUGGCUUUUCUCUGCUCACCUUCUCCCAUUGGUGGCCAGACUGUGUCUGGUUCCACUGGAGACCAUUGUCUUCAUCAAUAAGUUCUCCAUGAUCUUCACGGGCCUGGAGGUCAUUUACUUCCUGGCUUCUAACUUACUGGUACCAUAUAACCUGGCUAAGACUGCCUACCGGGAGCUGGCUCAGGUGGUGGAGGUGUAUGGGCUGUUAGCUUUGGGUAUGUCUCUAUGGAACCAACUGGUCCUUCCAGUUCUCUUCAUGUGUUUUUGGCUUCUGCUGUUCGCGCUGCAGAUCUACUCCUACUUCAGCACCAGAGACCAGCCUACCUCAAGGGAGAGGCUCCUUUUCCUCUUUCUUACCAGUAUUGCAGAGUGUUGUAGUACACCGUACUCCCUGCUGGGUCUGGUUUUCACUGUCUCCUUCAUCGCUCUGGGGGUUCUCACACUCUGCAAAUUCUACCUGCAAGGCUACAGAGCCUUUAUGAAUGACAACACCAUGCACAGGGGGAUGACAGAAGGCAUCACCCUGCUGAUCCUCGCUGUCCAGACUGGCCUCAUCGAGCUGCAGGUCAUCCACCGAGCCUUCCUCCUGUCCAUCAUCCUCUUCAUCGUUGUUGCUUCCAUCCUGCAGUCCAUGUUAGAGAUAGCGGACCCCAUAGUCCUGGCUCUGGGAGCAUCCAGAGACAAGAGUUUGUGGAAGCACUUCCGAGCAGUGUCUCUUUGCCUGUUCCUGCUGAUCUUUCCAGCGUACAUGGCCUAUAUGAUCUGUCAGUUCUUCCACAUGGAUUUCUGGCUUCUCAUCAUCAUCUCUUCAUCCAUCCUCACCUCACUGCAGGUUCUCGGCACUCUGCUGAUCUACGUCCUCUUCAUGGUGGAGGAGUUUCGUAAGGCUCCGGUUGAGAACAUGGAUGAAGUUAUCUACUGUGUCAAUGGGACCUAUCGAUUGCUGGAAUUCCUGGUUGCGGUGUGUGUGGUGUGCUAUGGCGUGUCAGAGACAGUAUUCGGGGAGUGGAGUGUGAUGGGGAGCACCAUCAUCCUAGUCCACUCCUACUAUAAUGUCUGGCUCAGAGCCCAGCUGGGCUGGCAGAGCUUCCUGCUCAGGAGAGAUGCUGUAAACAAGAUCAAAAGCCUCCCCACAGCCAGCAACACACAGCUGGAGCAGUACAACGACAUCUGUGCCAUCUGCUACCAGGACAUGAACACAGCUGUGAUCACUCCAUGCAGUCAUUUCUUCCACGCUGGCUGUCUGAAGAAAUGGCUCUAUGUCCAGGAGACAUGUCCUCUUUGCCACUCGCAACUCAAGAGCCAAUCACCGGCUGCCAGUGUCCCCAACCAAGACACCCCUGCAGCCAAUCAGAGCCCUGCAGGGCAGGAAGAAGCCACAGCAAAGCGGAAAGAUGGUUCUCCUCCAGAUGAUAGAAAGGAGGAGGGAACGGGAGAGCAGGAGCGAGAAAAAGGACCUGGCAUGUCACCUGAAGAAACUUCUCCCUCUUCCUCUGGUGUGCCCCUAGCUCCCCAGCAGCUUGUCAAGACUCCACCAUCUUCUUCUUCUUCCCCACUCGUUACUGAUUCUCUGCAGAAACAGUUACUCACGGAUCAUCCCUCUUCGUCUUCCUCCUCUUCCUCUGACACAUUGGACAUAGCCCCCUCUCCUCCAUCUCUCUCUCCCACCUCCAUCCCUUGCAUCUCUAACCACUCAUCCUCACAGCUACAGGCCCAGGCCGAGAUGACCCCUGGUGAACCUGAGCCUUCCCCAGCCUCCCCACUGGACAGCCAGGAGUCAUCUUCCGGUCCAUCAUCACAGCCUGACCAGCCCACUUACCUUUCUGAGGAACAGUUUUCUCCUCCACACACCCUCUGAGCCCCACUGUAACACACACAACAUACAUGCAUGCACAUAUAAACACUUGAUCUAAAUACUCCAUCUGCCUAUAUUCUACUUGUCCAGCAGUUGGCUAUCCCAUCAUGUCAGAAAUUCAACUUCAAACCCCUUCAUAUCCAUUUUGAGAGAAAAAAAAUCCAGAACAGUCUCCAAGCAAAUAUUCAUCACUGAGCAUUACAGAUGAUUCCAACUUCACAAUAUGUUGCCAUUUUAAGGCACUUCUCUUGGAACAGUUUAUCUAAAUGUAUCUGAGUUUAACUCUUGCCAGCAGUGAUUUCAUUAGGGUGGGCAUAACUUUUUUUCAUUUAUUUAUUUUUUCUUUUUGGGGGAACUCAAACUCAAUGCAAAAAGGGGAAAGCAGUAAUCUCAUCUCAAAAAUAACUGGGAUGUCUACAUCAUGUCCUUGAAAUGUGAAAUCGUGAAUGAAAUUUAAGUAUUACAUCAGUCAUUUUUGCUGUUUCUAAGAUUUUUACAUUGAUAAGAGACACACUUUGACAUUUCUAAAAUAAUGCUUUUGUCCUGCUCAUUUCAAUCCCAGACAUUUCAUGCGAUGGUUGCUCCCACCCUGCCUUUUGUAUGUGCAUAUUCCCUGUCAUUGCUGACAUUUCAUAGUGUUUGAGUUUUUCGCUGUAUGUGCCAUGAUCUCACAAGUAGUGGGUAGAGGUUUGGAGAGCCUUGAUAGACUAUUGAUAACUGAUGGUUGCAUCUUAAACAGUGAAAAAGUCUUAACAUUUCAUAAAGUCUGCAGAUCUCUCCAUCAGUUUUGAUAAAGAUGUUUGGUUUUCACUGCUGGAUGACAGUAGUUAUGUGUGUGAGUGAAUACUAAGCAUUAACAGACUGAAUGUUGUUUCUUGAGGCCAUCACAUGACCUGAAGCCUGGUGCUAAGCAGAGGAUACAUGGUGUGGUCUACUCAAGUGUUGCAGUGUGAAUAAAUAACCAAGUUCACAUGGAAUAACUAAUUCAUUCCGUGUUUCAAGCUUUCUCUAUUAUACUGCUUCAAUAUUUGAAUCAGACUUGUUUGGCUGGUCCCAGCAAAAACAGUUCUCAGUUCUCAUCGCCAAACUUUUGUAUUAUUGUUAAAGAGAUGUUAUUUUUAAGGUAAUCUUUACAUUACUGCUUUACUGGACAGCAUGCAGUGCAGAUGGACUGAACACAAGGGAGGGAAAGACAGAGGAGGAAGAUAAAAUGUAUCAGAGGCCACAGUUUGUAUUUGAACCGUCAGCAUUGUGAAAAUGUGGAGUGUAACUAUGCCCACAGAGCCGGCAAGGAGCCCAAAAUUUGUCUACAUUGGCUUUACUUCAUUCAUGGUACUCAUCCGCACUCAUCCUCCUGUUGAACCAGUCCAUCCCAAGUUUGCCAUCAGUUUGGCAGUUGUUGACUCUUUCAUGGUAGGAGCCAAUCACCUGGCUCCAUCCAAUCACAUCCAAGCAGCCUGUUUUUUCUAAGACCAUCGUUAUCCUCCUGCUGCUCAGUCACUUCACUCCAUGAAAUGUUAGUACCAGCAAAUUUAGCCAUUUGAUAC